AUGACUGAAAGAUUUGAGAAAGACUUUGCAUUAAUUAAAUAUGCUUAUGAGAAUUUCAAUAUGGUGCCUAAGGGAAAUGAAGAAUAUGAGAGAAUGAUUUCAGGAAUGCAAUAUAAUAGAUUCGUUCCUGAGUUGAAAGUGCCCCGUAUAAAGACACAUGAAAAAUGUCAAAGAUACAGUUCAAUGAAACUUGAUGAUUUCCAUAACCCACAAGAGUUUGAAAUAUCUCAGAAACAUCAAUUGAAGCAAAUAUUUGGUAAAAUUGAUAAUACAUCCAUUAUUGAACCUCCAUUUUUUCUGGAUUAUGGGUUCAACAUUGAAAUAGGCUCUUAUACAACCAUAGCUCCAUUUUUGACAAUCAUUGAUGGUGGCAUUGUCAAGAUAGGUAGUAAUGUCAAACUGGGUCCAAGAGUCACGUUCAUCACAACUACACACCCAUUGGAUACAGUGAAAAGAGUUGAUGAAGAAUAUGAAUGGGCUAGAGGGAUAAAUAUUGGUGAUUUCGUUAGGAUUGGUGCUAAUGUAACUAUACUUGCUGGUGUGAGUAUUGGGGAUAAUGUUGUUAUUGGUGAGAAUUCUGUUGUUAUGAGAAAUGUGCCUAGUAAUGCUGUUUUCUCUGGAAUUCCUGCCAGAAUGGUCAAGAAAGAUGGGAAUCUUUAA
Molecule: messenger RNA, 660 nt
Organism: Hansenula anomala
Lineage: Eukaryota; Fungi; Ascomycota; Saccharomycetes; Phaffomycetales; Wickerhamomycetaceae
Exons: 2
Coding region: 1-660 (219 amino acids)
Molecular function (GO): acetyltransferase activity
Source: RefSeq, a predicted model, not a curated record